CCGUCCUACCAGUUCCAUAACCGACAACAAAUUUAACCGUCUGGGAGAAGAGGUGACGGUUUGGGACAAAGCUGACGCCCUUAUUUUUCAGUCAUCGUGACCUUUUCUGCCAUUUUCUGUUGAAUUUACCCGCCCGUGAACGUUUGGGUGCAGGGCUUCUCAGGUUACGCGGUUCUUGGAUUUUUUUUUGCCGUCCGCCAUCUUAGUUCGGACAACCUGCGACAGACAAAGACUGCAGAAGGAAGCCUGCAAACCAAGGUUCCCAGUAGCAUUUUUCCAAGGACUGAGUACGAAUUCUAACCCCUCAACAUGGUACACGGACUAGGCUACCGAAUCGCGGGGAUUGUGACUGGUUUCUGCGCCUUGGUGUUCGCAGUAGUGGCGAUCUCGUCCACUAGCUGGCUGUCCUAUGACGGGUACUGGGAGGACGGGCUGUUCCGCCGCUGCUGGUGGGACUGGACGCUAGGCUGCAAACAGAUCGGACCAGAAGACCCAGCCGACAGCCGCAUGUGGUUCCACGGGGUUCGGUUCUGCGCCCUGUUCGGUCUCCUGCUGGUGUUCGCGGCGUUCAUCAUGGCGGUGGUAGGCACGGCCAAGCACGGCACGUCCGCCGACAGGCCGCUGGUGUCAGGCAUCGUCAUGAUCGUAGCCGGUCUCCUGUUGCUGUGCGGUGUGAUCGUGUACACAGCCUAUACAGGAGACCCCGUGGUCGGGCACAUCUCGCACUACGGCUGGUCCUUCAUCCUGGAGUGGAUCGCCGCCGGGCUGGCCUUUAUCUCCGGCGGGCUGCUGGUCAGCGCCUGGGACUCAGGCUACUACUCCUACCCCGCUGACAAGGCAGUCUUAACUUAGACAAGAACGCAUAGCCUCUACCAGGCUUCAGAGGCGGCCGGCAAAAGUAGAAAUUUGCCGAAUAAAUAACAUACCAGGGGAGUUAGUCCGUUAAAGAGCGGGAAUCUGUACUCUUUUAGUGGACUAACUCCUCGACAUCUAUUUGGCCAAUUUCUCCUUUUCCAGCCGCCUCUGGAGCCUGGUAUAGGCGAAA
Molecule: messenger RNA, 1045 nt
Organism: Branchiostoma belcheri (Belcher's lancelet)
Lineage: Eukaryota; Metazoa; Chordata; Leptocardii; Amphioxiformes; Branchiostomatidae
Product: epithelial membrane protein 1-like
Exons: 3
Coding region: 310-852 (180 amino acids)
Cellular component (GO): plasma membrane
Source: RefSeq, a predicted model, not a curated record